GCUACCGCAUUGGGCGGGGCGCAGUAUCACAAGAAUGGAGGCGAUCGGCGGGCAAACGUUUCAUUACACGCUUUGUAAUGUUAAUUCCCGCGGACGCUUGUUAGUUUUUUAAUUUCAGUAUUACCCACGGUGAGAAGAGCCUAACAAAAAAAUUAAUCAAAAGGCCGUGUGGACCAAGAGUGAUGACUACACGAGGGAUUGUCCAACGAGAGUAAAUGAGAGGUGAAGUUUCAGUGUAGGACUCGCUACUGCCUCACUUGUCCCAAACUCAUUGCUAUAAUGGCUGAGCAGCAGCAACAGGAGGAAGCGGAGGGAGUGUAUGUGGAGCACCAGUAUAUGUGCAGCGAGUGCCACCAGCUCUUCAACACCCUGGAGGAUGUGCUGGUCCAUCAGCAGAUCCACAUGGGCCAAGAAGAAGAAGGGGAGGGUGAGGUAACGGAGGCCAUGACCAUCCACGGUGUCCCAGAGGUGGGCCAGAGUCAGCAGUACCAGUGUCUGGAGUGUGGGAGCCUCCUCAUGAACCCAGAGGAGCUGUUGCAGCACCAGGAGAUGCACAUGAGAGAGGUUGGAAUUGAGGUGGAGCAACAAGAGCUGUGUGAGGUUAUGGAGGCGGAGGAAGCUGGAUCAGAGGCCCAGGUGGCGGGACCUGUGCAGUACCAGUGUCUUGACUGCCUGGCUCUGUUUGACUCACCUGAGACCUGGCUGGAGCACCGGCGGACCCACAGCAGGAGCAGCACACACAGUAACACCGAGACCACAGAGUACAUGUUACAGCCGGACGGCACCGUCACUCCACUGACCAACGUGCAGAACUACGUGUUGAGUGAGCAGCAGGCUGGAGAAAUCUUGGCUCAGGUGCUCGCUCAUCAGCAGCAGCAACAACAGCAGAGGAAACACCAUUCUGCAUCUAAACCUGCUGCACCCUCCCGCUCCUCUCUGCUGCCUCCUGUAACUCCGACUCCAGGAUCUGCCACUAUGCACCUACAGAUCCUGACAGCUCAAGCUCUGGCAGAUAGCUCCACCACUCCUGGUCGCCGGCGCUCCAAGCUGCCCGCUCUGUUACCCUCUGUGGGCCACAGCUCCUCAGUAAAGCUGGAGAAUGGCAUCCAGAGACUGGAGUUGAGGCUGGCUCCAGGUGUCCACCCUGACAGCCAGCAGCAGCAGCCAACAGAGGUGGUGGUAAUCCACCCGUACGAAUGCUCAGAGUGCUCCCUUCUCUUCCAGACACCGGAGGACUUCCUCCAACACCAGGGAGAUCACUUCCUGGGCCAGGACAAAGAGAGCGGCGAGCCAGGGGUCAUGAGUGGCAUUGAGGAGGUGCGAUGGAGGGAGGAGAUGACCGAGAAGGUGGAUGACAUACGCAUCAGAGGAGCAGAGAAAAAAACUGCUGUGUGGGCUAAACCCCAACAGUGUGAGCUCUGUAACCGAACUUUCACCUCAGUCAACCGGCUGGCCGCUCACAAGCGCGUGCAUGAACAGGGAACACACGAAUGUCCGGAGUGUGGGAAGGUAUUCAAGAAGGCCACAUCACUGCAGACGCACAUGCGCACGCACUCUGGCGUGGCCCGAUAUCUUUGUGUGGACUGUGGCAACGGCUACACCACCGAGAUGACUCUGAUCAUGCACAGGAAGUCCCACACUGCAGACCCCCUUCAUAAGUGUAAUUUCUGCAAUAAAACCUUCACUAACAUGACCAAGUAUCUCUACCACCGUCGAAUCCACCUCAACCGUGACACAUCUGGAGCAUCCAUCCCUGUCCCUGCGGUCUCGGCUCCGAGACGAGCGUCUGCCUCUGCUCUUGCCAUCCUACAAAGAGCAAGAAUGAAGAAGUAUUUCCCCAAUGAUGAGGCAAAAAUAGACCUGCUGGCUCCUCUCACUGAGGAAGACACGGUAAAAUUGGGAGAUACUAGACAAAGCCCUCAGAGCAAAGCAGAAAGACGUGAAGAUGAGAAGAAGGUGGGGGAAAACAGCAUGGAGGUGUCUGAGCCAUGUGAAGAAAAACUUGAUGAUGUGCAGCAGGUGAAAGAUGGCUCCGCUACAGAGCCUGCUGCCAGGGGUGACGCGGGUGUGGCGGUGUCCUGUAGCCCCACGGACGAAGCAGACGUUGCCUCGGCUACACCAUCGGAAAAGGGGUCCUUUUCCUGUCGUUCGUGCCCUAAAACAUUCACCUCGCAACUGCAGCUCGUACAACACCGACGCAAAUCCCACGUUCCCGAGCGCAGCUUUGUGUGCGGCAUGUGUGGAAAGUCUUUUAAGAAGCAGAUCCACGUGCGAAACCACAUACGCACGCAUACCGGCGAAAGGCCCUUCCAGUGCUCGGACUGCGGCAAAACCUUCUCAUCUCUUGCCAACCUGACGAGGCACAACCUCAUCCACUCGGGCGUGCGGCCGUACCGCUGCGACGUCUGCCACCGCUCCUUCUCGCAGUCGUCUAACCUCCGUCAGCACAGCCUGCUUCACUCGAGCGCAGCCACACUGAGCUGCCCAGACUGUCCCGCCACUUUCCGCUGGCCCACUAAGUUGGCAGCACAUCGCUUCACACAGCAUCCAGGAUCUCCAGCGCCUUUUCCCUGUUUUCACUGUGAGGCUGGCUUCCUGACCAAUAGGCAGCGAGAAAGCCACUGCCUGCAGGAGCACCCCGGGCUGGUCCAGGCAGCUAAAGAGUCAGAGGAGGGCAAAGAGAAUGGCAGCCAAGCAGAUGCAGGGAAAGAUCUGACCUCGGAGCCCUCCACCUCAACGUCCGAGUCCGGGGAUUCAUCCAGCCAUGUGAGAGGGAGCCUGGAUUGCAACGUUUGUGGGAAGAAGCUCAAUUCUCCCGCCAAUCUACGACUUCACAGGCUGAGCCACUUCACCUUGGGGCCUGGGCGGCCACGGUGCACCCCGGGGAAGAGGCCCAAAGCUCACCAGUGUCCCCUCUGUGGCAAACUGUUUGUGUCGUCCUCCGGAGUGGCGCUUCACCAGCGGGUCCACACAGGUGAACGUCCGUUCCCCUGCCAAGUGUGCGGAAAGCGCUUCCGUCAGAACACGCACCUGCGAGAACACCUGCGCACGCAUUCGGGUGAAAGGCCGUUCCGCUGCGAGAUCUGCGGAAAGGGUUUCAUCCAGAGCAUGCACCUGGCAGAGCACCGUCGAACGCACACAGGCGAGCGGCCGCACGUGUGCCCCCUGUGUGGCAAAGCCUUCAAGACCUUCUCUAACCUGAGGAACCACAAAAAGACCCACGUGAGGCAGCAGAGGCUGGACGAGGAGGCCGCUGCUCAAGCUGCCCUGGAGGUCAGUUCUGCCGUGGCCGUGGUGGACGCUUCGGCCGUGGAAGUAUCCAACGGGCAGCCUCAGGUCAUCCAGAUCCAGUCCUCUGAUCUACAGCAGGCACCAACCAUCAUGUGUAAUGAAUUCGGGGAGACGAUCGCCAUCAUUGAGACCAGCGAGGGAGCAGUGCUGCCCCUGGAGCAGGCCCUGGAGAUUUAUCACACAGCUUUGGAGAACGGACUCGCCAUGGACACGGUCGCCGUGGACGGACUGCAGCUCCUCUGAAUCACCAAAAAAUAAGUUUACCUUUAAAAGCUUUCACGAGUGCUAAUUGUGACUUAAAGACUAAUCGACUACUGUGAGGAGGAGACUUGAGUACUGAAACCAGCUAAUGAACGACUAGAUAAGAGUGCUUAAACAAGAGAUGAAAUAGUUUUGGCAAACAGACCAAAGUACGCCUCCUCCCCUCUUUUAGUGACCUCUGAGAUGGCUCGGCAUUAAAAUCUAAUGAAACGAUGUUCACUGAAAUAAAGGAUUUGCUGUUGGUGAUGAAUAAGGACUACUGGUUGUGCCACAGAUCGUAUUUGUAUUAUUAAUGGUAUAUUUCAUCAUUUGGAUGUGAUUUUGUUUUCCUCUGUUUAAAUGUUUGGUCAGCUUGUUAAUAAAUCUUUUUUUUAAGAUCAUAA
Molecule: messenger RNA, 3935 nt
Organism: Maylandia zebra (zebra mbuna)
Lineage: Eukaryota; Metazoa; Chordata; Actinopteri; Cichliformes; Cichlidae
Gene: znf526
Product: zinc finger protein 526
Biological process (GO): regulation of gene expression
Cellular component (GO): nucleus
Source: RefSeq, a predicted model, not a curated record